CGCUGAUUCUUACAGUUCCAUUGGAUAAUCCGUGAGAAUUCACAAUUUCCCCCUUUUUUCCCGUCUCCAUCAUGAUGAAACUUGCCGUUUUCGCCUCCGUCCUCGCCAGUGCCGCUGCCUUUGCUCCGACUCAGUCGUCGUCCCGGGUAUCGGUCGCUACCAAUAUGGCCUUUCGCGACGAGCUUGGUGCCCAGCCGCCACUUGGCUUCUUCGAUCCGCUCGGACUCGUCAAGGACGGUGACCAGGCUACGUUUGAUCGUCUCCGCUACGUCGAAAUCAAGCACGGUCGCAUUGCCAUGCUUGCUGUCGCCGGGUACUUGACCACCGAAGCGGGAUACCGUCUACCGGGAAACAUUGACUACUCCGGACUCAAGUUUGCCGAUGUCCCCGGAGGCUUCAAGGCUCUGGAUACCAUUAACGACGCUGGUGUGCUCCAGAUCGUUGCCUUUAUUGGGUUCUUGGAGCUGGCUUUCAUGAAGGAAGUGGAAGGCAAGAGCGAGUUCGUCGGAGAUUUCCGCAACGGAUUCAUUGACUUUGGCUGGGAUAGCUUUGACGAUGCGACCAAGAUGAAGAAGCGCGCCAUUGAGCUCAACCAGGGACGUGCCGCCCAAAUGGGCAUUCUCGCACUCAUGGUCCACGAAAAGUUGGGCGUCUCCAUCCUCCCUGAUUUGUAAGGAUUCCUGACCCCGGAGUCUCUCCUACACGUUUACACGCGUGACACACUUCUCUCCUUUAUCUUGCUAGAAAGGGGAAUGCAUUGGUCCGGUAUGUCUGUUUCCUUCCCGAAAGCUUUCGCCGAGUGCUUUUUAAGUUUAAAAGAACGCUAAAGACUACUGUUGAUCCAAAA
Molecule: messenger RNA, 847 nt
Organism: Phaeodactylum tricornutum CCAP 1055/1
Lineage: Eukaryota; Bacillariophyta; Bacillariophyceae; Surirellales; Neidiaceae
Gene: Lhcf8
Product: protein fucoxanthin chlorophyll a/c protein
Exons: 1
Coding region: 72-674 (200 amino acids)
Biological process (GO): response to light stimulus; photosynthesis, light harvesting in photosystem I
Cellular component (GO): membrane
Source: RefSeq, a predicted model, not a curated record